Zea mays is the source of this 1575-nucleotide messenger RNA. RefSeq lists its product as uncharacterized. Bases 586 to 1374 code for a protein of 262 amino acids. The record is from RefSeq and is a predicted model, not a curated record. The transcript is spliced from 2 exons. NCBI's taxonomy places the organism in Eukaryota, Viridiplantae, Streptophyta, Magnoliopsida, Poales, Poaceae.
CAUAAAAAACCGUGUAUUAUAUAAGUAUAUAACUAUACAGAACUUGCUAAAAGAAAAAAAAAAUAUCAAGACGGCAUUGUGAUACUUGCUAUCAAUAAUUACGUCCUCUCAUUGGUUUUUUUGACUUGCUAUGGAUGUGUUGAGGUGUGAGUGUAAUACAGUGGUUGGAUAACUUGAGAUAUGGCACUAUGGCAGUGAUACAUUGGGAUACGGUGCCACAUUACUGACCUUGCUCGCGUGCAAUUGGAAAAUUGGAAUCAAUCGCGCAACAACAGUACAGCACACAUCGCGUGUAUUUCGUGGUUUGGCUGCAGAAGAUCCUGGAGCUUUGCUACCUCUUUCAGCGACCUCCACACCCAGGUUGCGUCGUGGUCCUUGCUCUUAUCCUAUCCUGCCUACUGCCUGCGUUUAUCUUCUUCUCUCUUUCCCCUCUCUGGCCCUCUCUCUCAUUUUCUCAUCAUACAAGUUGUUGAGUUCCUGUCCCUGUUCUUGGACGGACACAUAUCCAAUCCACCCGAGAUUUGCUCAAUUUACUCCAGACACACUGGCAACGACCGGACCGUCGAACCUCGCGUCUCUGGCGACAUGUCGACGGCGGUGGCGGAGGCGCGGCCGCGCUACGGGUUCCCCGGAUCCGGGAAGGGGGGCAGCGGCGGCGGCGGCGGCGGGCAUGGGAAGGAGGCGGACAUGGCGGCGGUCGGGAAGAGGAGGAGCGACGGCUUCUUCAUAGAGGAGGUGGCGGAGGAAGAGGUGCUGACCGAUACCUCCUCGGUCGGGGCGCCGUCGCCGUCGGGCUCGUCGAUCGGUGAGAACUCGUCGUCGGAGGCCGGCGGUGACGACGUGGACGAGGAGGUCGAGAGCAAGCUCAAGGAAGAUGACGCGCUGGAUUGCUUGGACGCGCUCGAGGACUCCUUGCCCGUGAAGAAGGGCCUCUCGAGCUUCUACUCCGGCAAGUCCAGGUCGUUCACCAGCCUCGCCGAGGCCACGUCGACGGUGGCGGCGGCCAAGGAGCUGGCGAAGCCGGAGAACCCGUUCAACAAGCGGCGCCGCAUCCUGGCCAACUGGUCCAGGCGAGCCUCCUGCAGCUCGCUGGCCACGGCCGCCUACCUGCCCCCGCUCCUGGGCCCCGACCACGCCGUCGCCGAGGGGGACGAGGGCGAGGAGGACGACUCCGACUCCGACGACGUGGAGUGCAGCCAGCUGCCGCCGCCGCACCGCGGAAAGAACGUCCGGGACGCGCGGGCACUGCCACCCCUUAGACUCGGCGGUGCUGGGAUGCGGCGGAGGAACGGGCCGAAUGGCGGCCUCGGGAGCUUCAGAUCCCCGAGGUCCUUCUCGCUGUCCGAUCUCCACAGCAGCGCUGAGGGGGAGUAGUGAUUAGCAGCCGCAGAUCUGCUUCCAGCUCUGGCCUCCUCUCUUGGCCACCACCAGUAGAGAUGUAGUAGUAGCCACUUACUAUAUGGUUCCGGUGUAUAAGAUCCAAGUCUGUUGUGUUCAUCCUCCUGGCUUCCGUUUCUUUGACCUCACAAGUCACAAGAAGUGCAUCGACUGACCUAACAAAUACUCUAUCCGUUC